Molecule: messenger RNA, 596 nt
Organism: Coprinopsis cinerea okayama7#130
Lineage: Eukaryota; Fungi; Basidiomycota; Agaricomycetes; Agaricales; Psathyrellaceae
Exons: 3
Coding region: 1-555 (184 amino acids)
Biological process (GO): protein import into nucleus
Cellular component (GO): nucleus
Molecular function (GO): small GTPase binding; guanyl-nucleotide exchange factor activity
Source: RefSeq, a predicted model, not a curated record
AUGUCGACAUACAUCGAGCGACCACUCUUUGGCGGCGCCAUCGUCGCAAAGACAGAACGGAAUCUAAUCGACGCUUCGCGUGUCGACAGGGAUCUACGACAAAUUCCUGAUACCCAAGAGGUAUUCCUGGAUCCCAAUUCUAGUGUUAGCGUCAUCGUCGAGAUCCUACAACGAGUCGAACCCGAAGACCCUGUGGAAGCAGUAAAUUUCCACUUCAAGUCACUAGCUCACGACAACGAUGCGGAGAAAUCCACGGUCCAAGGGACGUCAUUGGUCGCAAAUGAUAGAGGCGACGCAACACCUUCCGCAAUUCUCUUGGAAGGAGAACAGAUCGUCCGCAAGUUCAAUCGGGCCAGCGCUGAUCGUGUCAAGAUCUUCAUGGGUCUCUUCCGAGUGAAGGAGAAGAACACGGACAUAGUGGUCACUUUCAACGUCCCAAUACACACCACGGACGAUUCAGGAGAAGUUGCGCCUUCCCAUGUUGCAAAGUACACCGAAGAUUUUAAUGUCUUUGUUCGCUCGUUCGAGAUCAAAGACUUUGGCUUAUUUGCUUGAGCGGACGGAUGGAUAGAGGAUGUGCAAUAAAGCGUUUUAAC